This is a messenger RNA of Drosophila santomea, 595 nucleotides long. RefSeq lists its product as uncharacterized. The record is from RefSeq and is a predicted model, not a curated record. NCBI's taxonomy places the organism in Eukaryota, Metazoa, Arthropoda, Insecta, Diptera, Drosophilidae. The coding region runs from base 203 to 595 and encodes 130 amino acids. The transcript has 2 exons.
GCCGUAUCAAUAGGGAUUCCAAGGGAUAGGACGGGAAACCUCUGCCUCCAGAUCUCAAAUCAUCUGGACAUGACUUUGUAAGCCGAUGUUUGCGUUCAUUAUGACGAUUUUGUGUCUCCGUGGUGGGUUUUAUAAUGGGGGUCAUCAUCGCCGCCUUCCCAUCGGGAUUUUAUUUGACUGUUGUCGAAAAUAGUGUCAAAUAAUGCUUAAUUGCGCAUCUAAGACAGCCUGGAUGUUCAUUGACAAGAGUCUCUUGCCUUGGGAGCCGAAUGUGGCCGCAAUGUGCAGUGAAACUUCCUCCACCGCCCGACAAUUAGAGGUUUUGCGGAAGUACCUUACGGCAUCCAAGUUUCAACAGGCAGGAACCGGAGGAGCUACUUGUACUCAGGACUUGAGGCGUGGUUUCUGGGCAGAUUCAGUGCGUCAAAAAGGGUUUCCUCUUGAAGUGAGUCAAUUGACCAAGCUGCAUGUUGGUUGUUCCAUUUAUUUUUAUAUUUUUUGUAAAAGGCCUAAACAAGCGGGUUUUGAAAUUUGGAAUAAAGCUAUAAACUCAACAUCGUUUAUAUACUCUAGUAAGUUGCGUUUGGUUUGGUAG